Molecule: messenger RNA, 641 nt
Organism: Arabidopsis thaliana (thale cress)
Lineage: Eukaryota; Viridiplantae; Streptophyta; Magnoliopsida; Brassicales; Brassicaceae
Product: Chaperone DnaJ-domain superfamily protein
Exons: 4
Coding region: 1-624 (207 amino acids)
Source: RefSeq, marked reviewed
AUGGUGAAGACCUGUUUGAUCAAUUUUACGUCUGCUUUGACAUCAUCAGAAGAUCAUGGAAGGAGACAUAUCGCCCCACUCAUAGGAGUAGAUGGUAUUUUCCUCAAAUGCACACUCAAAGUGGAGAAUGAGAAGAAAUGGUUAUGGUUUAUCCAAAUGGUGAAGUCUGAUUUUGAUCUUAAAGAUAGAGAUGGGUUUAUCAUAACCUCAGAUCGACCAAAGUUGUUUCCAAUGGAGAUUGCUGAGAGGAAACUCUCGGAGAAUGAUUACAAUGGAGCGAAGAAAUUCAUUAACAAGGCUCAGAAUUUGUAUCCAAAACUUGAUGGUUUAAAGACAAGUGUUGAUGAUGAUCAAUUGAAGAAACAAUACAAGAAGUUAGCUCUUUUGCUUCAUCCGGACAAGUACAACCUUAAUGGCGCGGAAGGCGCCUUUAAGCCAGUUACAGAAGCUUGGUGUAUGUUAUCUGAUAAGGUUAAGAGAACUUCUUAUGAUCAAAGGAGGAUCUCGAAAGAAGCAAAGACCGAGAUUCAGAAACAACCAAACCCACAAAAUAUUGGGGCAAGAAGUAAUAAGCUUGCUAGUUGGAUAAAGAAACAACUCAAUCCUACAAUAUACACAAGUUAAGUGCUAGAGACGGUGGG